Messenger RNA from Aedes aegypti (yellow fever mosquito), 515 nucleotides. RefSeq names its product cuticle protein 16.5-like. The transcript has 2 exons. Lineage: Eukaryota; Metazoa; Arthropoda; Insecta; Diptera; Culicidae. Bases 127 to 453 code for a protein of 108 amino acids. The record is from RefSeq and is a predicted model, not a curated record.
AAAUCUAGUAAAGGGGGGAUCGGUUUUCGUUUUCGUAUAAAAGCUUUGUCUUGACUGUCGAUCGAUAUCAAACGCAUUUAUCUCUUUCAGUUAUUCAAAUAACUCCCUAACAACAAAACACUCAAAAUGUUCGCUAAAGUGAUCAUCGUUGCUUGCUUGGCCGUUGCUGCCGUCAACGCUGAAGCCAAGGCCGAGCCCGGAGUUCUGGCUGCCGCCCCAUUGGCCUACUCUGCCGGAUAUGCUGCUGCUCCGUUGGCCUACGCCGGAUAUACCGGAUUGCCGGUGGCAGCUGCCGCCGCAUACACUGCCUACAGUGCCCCAUUGGUUGCCAGACCAGCUGCCUAUGCUGCGGCUCCUCUCGCUGCUGCUGCCUAUACUGCUGCGCCAUACGUUGCCGCUGCCCCGGCCUAUCCUUACCUCAGAGCUGCCGCUGCCUACCCUGCACUGAUUUAAAUGAUGUCAGGAGUACCAAAGGAUUUGAUUGAAUAAACUUCUAGCAUUGCUGAAAAUCAAAA